Guillardia theta CCMP2712 is the source of this 1251-nucleotide messenger RNA. RefSeq lists its product as hypothetical. The record is from RefSeq and is a predicted model, not a curated record. The transcript is spliced from 3 exons. Bases 1 to 1251 code for a protein of 416 amino acids. Lineage: Eukaryota; Cryptophyceae; Pyrenomonadales; Geminigeraceae.
AUGGCAAACUCGAAUGUCAUCAGCACGGUGCAACUCAACCCGAGGAUAGCAGAGCUGAGACAGAAGCUUCAGAACACUGAGAAUGCGUUGAUGGGAAUGUCGGGGAGAGAGGCCUUGGCAGAAGCUGAACGAGCUCAGAUGCUCCAGCAGAAAAUUGACAGUCUGAAAUCCGCCCAGCUCGCGCCCAGAGGGAAUUUGGCAGCGUUUGAAACCUUGGCGAUUGUGCAUCCUCGAGGCAACCCUGGUGAUCGACCCCACGUGUAUCAACCUGUGGCAGCUGGUGGGCAUUACAGGACGAAGCAAGCUGAGGACUUGGCGAGGAAUCUUGCCAAGGCGCACCAGCACGAGCAGCACAUGAUGCAGGAAAAUGCUCCCCACGUCGGGAUUCAACGGCCAGCUCAUGUCGCUCCUCGCAAGCAAAUGAGCAAGAGGAUUUCCAAGAAGGUUAAUCCCUGGUCAGUCAUCCCGAACAAGAAAGUUCUUCACUAUGCUCGCAAGUCCCAAUACAUGGGGCAGUCAUUUGACCAUGCUGAGGGCUUUGAUAGUGGAAGCGACAAGGACAUUCUUGCUCGGGGUUUAAGCAUCCUUUCUCAAGGUACAAAACGUGCAAGUGCGCCUGGGGGAUUCGUUCAAGUCAAGACGCUUUUGCCGGGACAGAAGCUUCCCAAGGGAGCUCGUGUGCUGACUGCUGAGCAAGUGAGACUCCUUCGCGAAAGAUCGCUUCCUUUGCAUGCAAGCGCGAAACAUACGAUGUUGAACCGCGUCAUGCUCGACGAUGUUGAAGGGGAGGAUUCUAGCAAUACAACAGCUCCAUCUGAACCUGAGGUUGGGGACACGGGAAUGACGGCAGCACAGCUUGAUGCUUUUGCCAAUGCUGAGGCAUCCAAGGCAAAGUUCUUGCUGAACCAGGCUAAGACAGAGCGAAGAAAUGCAUAUGAUGAGCUGAAGGAGAGUUCAAAUAUGAUCUCCAGGGGCUGGGACAAACACCAGAAGGGCGAAAAGUUUCUUGAGAUUGCUGAGCAGCACAUGCAGAACUCGACGGCAUUGCUAAAUAGCUUCAAGAUGAACUUGGCAUCCGGACGGGCAGAGCGCGAGAAAGAAUUCUCUGACAAGUUGAAAAACAUCUCUGAGGCCCUGGAAGCAGAGGCUAGCGAGAAACAUGGCCUCUAUGAGACAGCUCUCCAGGAGGCAGGAGAUCUUAAGUUGACGAGUGCGUCGCAGAAUUCAACUGAGACAGAGGCAGAGGCAUAG